GAGUCUUCUUUCUUCGUCUCUCCGUUUCAAUUCCAACGACACAAAAUCAAAUGUCCCAAAUUUAUUUAAUCUAGGGUUUCCUUUCGCAAGUCGCAAACCUUUCCUCCCACUCCCACUCAUAAUCUAGGGUUUCAUCUAUCUGACCCUUCUUUCUUCCCCUCUCGUGCGUUCAAAUAAUUUUGGGUUUCCAAUUCGUUCAUUCGCUUUUGUUUUUUUGUGGUCGUGUUUUUCGUGUGUUUUGGUGGUUGCGAUUGAUUCAGAUUUUUGGGUUUUUAGGCUUUUGAGGGGUUUUAGGAAUGGCUACGGCAGGUGAAGAAGGGCUUGACUACGAGAGUGAUCCCGAAGAGGCCACGAGAUCGCUCGCAAUGCGGAGAAGGCGCGAGGCCAGUGAUGAUGAGGAAGGCGACGCUGACACCGACGCGAGAAACACCGCAGUCGAUCGCCGGAUAACCCAUUCCGAUGAUUCCGACGGUGAGGGUGGCGUGGCAGAUUAUGACGACGAAGAAGAAUUGGAAGAAGAGGAAGAAGAAGAGGAGGAGGAAGAAGAGUUGUUGGAAGAGGAAGAGGAUGAGGGUAAGGUUGGAGAGGAAAGAGGUUUGAAUGGAACAGUAGUUAAGGACUCCGAUGCUGAUGUUAAAGGCCCUUUGGAGGAAUCUGGGAAUGGAGAUGAUGAAGAGAAGAAGGAGAAUGAACCGUUUGCGGUGCCCACUGCUGGAGCAUUUUAUAUGCACGAUGAUCGCUUCAGGGAUAAUGCCGGUGCACGCCACAGGCGCAUGCGUGGUGGAAGGAGACUCUGGGAGUCCAAGGAUGACAGGAAAUGGGGACAUGAUAAGUUUGAGGAAAUUUCUCUGCAAGAAAGGCAAUACAAAGAGGGAAGGAGACCUUCUAAGGGUAGUUAUCGAGGUCGUGGAGGUAAAACACGAGGUGUUGAUCGCAGUGGAGGAUAUGUCCGAGGUAACAGAAAAGGGUAUGAUAACAGAGGCAAUCAAACACAGGCACCCAAGAGUGUUGUGCGAGGGAGAGGACCCCGUAGGUACGAGCCUACUAAUAAGAGCAAUGAUUCAGCAUCUCAUGUGCAAAAUAAACAAUACGGGAAACAGCCUGAGAAAGUUUCGCAUGGUGGUUCAGGGAAAACUUUCACCCCUGUCUCUAAUUCAGAACCCGAUCCUGUACCUUCUAAGAAACAGGUCUUUGCAUCAAAUUUGAAUUAUGCUUCUCCCCCUUUUUACCCUUCGAGUUCUUCCAACAAAGAUACAAGUGUGACAUCAAAAGGGGAUAUCCCAAUUGCUGCUUCGAGUAGGAACGCUCGGCCUGGUGUUGUCGAUGAGGGAUUUUUGGUUCAACAGAACAACGUACUUCUCCGGGGAAAGAAUGUUGUCGAUCAUGUCAGCAUGGAGAAGUUGUAUAUUGAUGGGCCUGGCGCCCCAUCUGUUGGGAAAGCUUUUAACAAUUUGCAUAUGCCGCCACCUGGAUCUUCUGGAGUUAAUGCAUCUCAAUCUACUCAUCCAAGAGGUACUGGAAGGGGUGGAGCAGUGCCAGUGCAGAUGAAUUAUCAGCCUGCUGCUUCUCAUAAUCAAGCUGGUAAAAUUGAUCCAACUCAACUCCAGGCUAUUCAGAGAACUGCUCCUGGGCGAACUUCUCCGUCUGUGCAAGCCCCUGCUCCACAGUUGGGUCAUCGACCUGGUACUGGGUCUCAGGCUUCAUCUCCCCCAAUCACAACCGCUGCAAUUGGUUCAUUGGAUUCUGGAGAAAUUGAGGCAGCUUCGGAAUCAGGUAAAUUGAAGGGUGCGUUGGUUGGGAAGGGAAGGGAGGCUUCCCAGGGUAGCGGAAGGGGUUCUUUUGUUUAUGGUGGAACUAUGGGUACUGCUGGAAAUAUCAAUGGUAAUCAUGGAGAUCAGAACUUUCCAACCUUUUUGCCAGUUAUGCAAUUUGGUGGGCAGCAUCCUGGUGGCUUAGGAGUUCCUGCGGUUGGCAUGGCAUUCCCUGGAUAUGUUGCUCAGCCUCAACUUGGUUUGGGAAACUCUGAAAUGACAUGGCUACCGGUUUUGACUGGAGCAGCAGGAGCUUUAGGGGCUGCUGGAGCUUUAGGGGCGGCAGGUGCUUUAGGGGCCACAUACUGUCCACCCUAUCUCACUGUUGAUGGUGCUUAUCAUGCACGACAAUCAGGGCAGACAUCCGCAACAGCUACUUCAAGCAAGGAAAAUAAUGUGAAUAAAGGUAGCAAUGAAUGGAAGGCACCACCAAAGUCUGAGACUGUAAAUGAUGAGUUUGGACAGCGGCAUAAUAAACCCCGCAGAUACUCGGAGAUGAACUUUGGGCAGUGAAGUAUUAUAUAGAAUGCAACUUGUUUGAAUAAGAAGGCCUUCUUCCUACUGGUCCUUUGUCCUCCAGCUUUUGUUCUGGAGUACUUUGGGCAGCGAUAUGUUUCAAGAAUUUUUAGUAUAUAACCGCCUGUUCACGCUGUUGUCCAUUUAAAGAAGGUUAAUUGCAGCUUGGCAGGUGGUAGUUGCUUGUGUAAUUGUGCGAUUUUUCUUGCGUUUUGCUUUCGUUAAGCUCGUGAGAAACAUAGGCAGGCUUUUCUACAACUAUAGAUGUGGGGAAAGAACGACGAUUGUUUUGCAGCAACUGAUUUGCUCGUGGAGUUAAGAAUUUCUCGUGUAAAUGGUUUUCUUAUUGUUAUGGUAUUUUACUUAUGGUAAAUUAUCGUGAGCCGUUAAUAGUGUAAUCCUUUAUAUUUUUCCACAUUCAUCCAAGUGUUUUUUGACUGCGUGCUAUUUUUGCCUUCUGAAUUUCUUUUGUUUCUUCUGUCAACACUUGAAACUCAGACGUCGUAUUAUGAAAGGAAGUUAAUAUAUAGUAUUUUGUUACCAAGAACAGGUUUGAUAUUC
Messenger RNA from Vigna radiata var. radiata (mung bean), 2888 nucleotides. Its product is annotated as protein MLN51 homolog. Lineage: Eukaryota; Viridiplantae; Streptophyta; Magnoliopsida; Fabales; Fabaceae. Gene Ontology annotation, cellular component: exon-exon junction complex. The coding region runs from base 297 to 2324 and encodes 675 amino acids. Gene Ontology annotation, biological process: mRNA processing. Gene Ontology annotation, molecular function: mRNA binding. The transcript is spliced from 12 exons. The record is from RefSeq and is a predicted model, not a curated record.